GCGACAAACAAACACAGAUCAUUUGUUUUGCUGGGAUGCGAUGUGUAAAAUGUGAAGUGUGAAUGAUUCCAACACACUUGUCCAGAAAGUGUUUUGACGAAUGGCUAUCUGAACGAUGGAUUAGCGGACAACAAGGAUCUGACUUUCUGUUUCAAAUCAGGUAUGUUGGGUUUUUUCAUUUUCAGCAGUCCUUGAUUGACGAUUUAAUCUACUGCUGAGAUUUUCUGCUGCAUUCCCGAUGCACUCGUGAGUGAAGUAUUGACAAUAUCUAGUAUUUGAUUGUAGAGAAGUUUGGGAGGGGGACAGCUAGACGGGCAUCCUGGGAAAUCAGAGAACAGAGGAAUUUGUUAAAAAGGAGCAGGAAGUAUUAAACAUCCUGUAGAUGUUUUGCAUGCAAGUUUUGAUUUUCCACAUUCUGAAGACUGCAAUUGGAGUCAGAGUUGUAGAAAGUUGAAUGUCUUUCCAGAAAGUACAAAUUAAAAGAAGAUAUUCCAAAAUAGAAGCUUGCAAAAAAAAUCUUUGGUUCAAAUACGACCAAAAAUGUGAUGUCCAAUCAUCUGUACGUCAGCAGAGCUUCAUGUCUGAUUCGGACCUAAUGAAGAGUGGAGGGCCAGCCAUCAGAAACCCUGAAUGCCGUUCGCCUCCGACCCCGAGGAUGGACAUGCUCAGUCCCUCCAAGGUGAAGGAUCGCCCUCAGAAUGUCACAGAGAAGGUCACACAGGUACUGUCUUUGGAGUCUGAUGUGCUGCCUGAAUACAAACUGGAGGUGCCAGAGACAACAUGGUGGAUCUUGCUUCACUACAGCCCCUUCAAGGCUUUUUGGGACUGGAUUAUUCUGCUGCUGGUCCUCUACACGGCGGUUUUCACUCCUUACUCGGCCACCUUCCUCCUGGACAAACACAGGGAUUUACGUCAAAGGAGUUGUGGCUACACGUGUAACCCCCUAAACGUGGCGGACCUUUUGGUGGACGUGCUCUUUAUAGUGGAUAUAGUCAUCAACCUUCGAACAACCUACGUGGACCACAACGAUGAGGUCGUCACACAGCCGAGCCGGAUAGCCAAGCACUAUAUCAAAGGCUGGUUCCCCAUCGAUCUGUUUGCAGCAGUCCCUUUUGACCUUCUCAUUUUCAGAUCUGGCUCUGAUGAGAUGGCCACUUUGACAAGCCUACUGAAAACAGCUCGCCUUCUGCGAUUGGUCCGUGUGGCAAGAAAACUGGACCGAUAUUCAGAAUAUGGUGCUGCCGUCCUCUUCCUGCUCAUGUGCACCUUUGUGCUCAUCGCCCAUUGGCUGGCCUGCAUUUGGUAUGCCAUCGGCUUUGUUGAGAGGCCGUACACGGAGACUGGUUGGCUGGACAACUUGGCCGAACAACUAGGAAAAACGUACAACGACAGCGACUCCACAUCAGGUCCGUCGGUCAAAGACAAGUACGUCACUGCUCUGUACUUCACCCUGAGCAGUCUGACCAGCGUCGGGUUCGGGAACGUCUCUCCCAACACCAACUCUGAAAAGAUCUUCUCCAUCUGCGUCAUGGUCAUUGGAUCUCUAAUGUAUGCCAGCAUAUUUGGGAAUGUAUCUGCCAUCAUCCAGCGACUGUACUCCGGUACGACCCGCUAUCACACCCAAAUGCUACGAGUGAAAGAGUUCAUCCGCUUCCACCAAAUCCCUGGUAGUCUGCGCCAACGGCUGGAAGAGUACUUUCAGCAUGCCUGGUCCUACACAAAUGGCAUUAACAUGAAUGCUGUGUUGAAGGGAUUCCCUGAGUCUCUGCAGGCAGACAUCUGUUUGCACUUGAAUCGAUCCCUGCUGCAAAACUGCAAAGCUUUCCGCGGAGGCAGCCAAGCCUGUCUGCGUGCCUUAAGUAUGAGGUUCAAGACAGUCCACGCUCCUCCAGGAGACACUCUAAUCCACUAUGGAGACAUCCUGGACUCCCUCUUCUUCAUCUCACGUGGUUCCAUCCAAGUCAUCAGGGAUGAUGUGGUUGUGGCCAUAUUAGAAAAUAACGACAUCUUUGGUGAGCUUAUCCAUCUAUAUGAUGAGCCAGGGAAGUCCAAUGCAGAUGUACUCACCAUCACCUACUGUGACCUGCACCGAAUCCUGAGGGACGACCUGCUUGAUGUCCUGGACAUCUACCCGAGCUUUGCAGACAACUUUUGGAGCAACCUGGAGAUCAUGUUUGACCUGAGAGAUGCUGAUCAAGUACCACCAGUUAUAACAACUGAUGAUUCUGGUGAUGACUGUGGAUAUCGCCACAAACCGCGACACAGAAUGGACUCCAUGGACUGCAGGAUUAGGCCAGAUGGAAUUGAUCACGAAGACUCGUACCCGCUCCAAUCCUUCCAUCACUCACCUGCUCAGGCCCGCUGGGAGGACCGCUGCAGCUGUGGCUCCAUGUGUUCCCAGUCAAGUGAGGACAUGGACAAGUCUUUUUGCCACAGUGCCAAAGUAGAGCUUUACCCUCCAGAAGAUGCCAGACGGGGCUAUUCUCCCUCUGUAGUGCAGCUGCUGUCGCCAAGUGGCACCUCGGUAGUGAGGGAUGCAGUACUGGACCGGGGCCACCAAGCUUCCUCUUUGAAUGUGCCGGGAAUGUAUCGAUACUGGCCUGACCAACAGUCACCACAGUUUUCCAGUUGCGCCUGGCGAUCUUCCUCUGUCCACAACUCAUACCACCCACCGCCGUUCACAGAAGAAAGGCCCAGCGAGCUCGAGUCUCGACUUGAAGUUCUGCAUUCACAGCUCAACAGACUGGAGACUCGCAUGACGGCCGACAUCAACGUUAUUCUGCAGCUCCUCCAGAGGCAGAACACUCCUGUACCUCCAGCUUAUAGCACUGUAUCAUCAACUACCCUCUCUACUGAUUCACCUGGUCUGUAUGGGACUGGAACUCCGGUGUUACACAGCAUGUAUCCCAUGUCUCCCAUCCAGAUGGACAGCCGGGCACCUACACAGAGCUCAGACCAGACUGACUUUAAAUUCACCAAGAAGUCCCAGGAGUCCCUGUCCAGCGGCAUCCAUGCGACUGUUGUGUCCGAUGACACCAUGUUCAUGACAGUCACCCCCGAAACUGACACCCAUCCAGGGUUAGUUCCUCAGCUGCCCCAGCCAUCAGUCAAGGCCUCACUCAUGGCCGACUCCAGGCCUUGUGGGAACCUCCGCUACCCCUCGCUGCCAGGAAAUCUGGACAUCACCUCAGGACUGGCUGAGAUCCAAAAACACCUCUCAGAUCCUGUGCUGCCUGUAAUCUGAUGGACAACAUGACUUUCAUAGAAGUAAUUCUUGGCUACUCAAAGACUUUUGGAAGGAGUUCACCUUUUAGUCAGCAAAGACUCAACUAUCAUUACACACAUGGGCUGCAAGUAGUGUCUAAAAAUCAGAUAGUGCUGAUCAACAGAGAUUUCCAUUACACACCGCCCCUCCGAAGAUCUCACCUCCAGAAUAUUACUUGAAAACACACUCCGUUAAAUGUAUCAAACAGUUAUCAUACUUUUAAUGGACUAAAGUGUAAUUUAUGUGCAUGGAACUCCGUAUUUUUCUUUACACAUUGUUUCACAUUUUUUGUUGCAUACCAGCACACUAACUUUCCA
Molecule: messenger RNA, 3582 nt
Organism: Acanthochromis polyacanthus (spiny chromis)
Lineage: Eukaryota; Metazoa; Chordata; Actinopteri; Pomacentridae
Gene: kcnh6b
Product: potassium voltage-gated channel, subfamily H (eag-related), member 6b
Exons: 11
Coding region: 455-3244 (929 amino acids)
Biological process (GO): potassium ion transmembrane transport; regulation of ventricular cardiac muscle cell membrane repolarization; membrane repolarization during action potential
Cellular component (GO): membrane
Molecular function (GO): inward rectifier potassium channel activity
Source: RefSeq, a predicted model, not a curated record